Molecule: messenger RNA, 4080 nt
Organism: Salvelinus fontinalis (brook trout)
Lineage: Eukaryota; Metazoa; Chordata; Actinopteri; Salmoniformes; Salmonidae
Product: protein unc-13 homolog A-like
Exons: 24
Coding region: 357-3791 (1144 amino acids)
Biological process (GO): presynaptic dense core vesicle exocytosis; dense core granule priming; synaptic vesicle maturation
Cellular component (GO): plasma membrane; synaptic vesicle membrane; terminal bouton
Molecular function (GO): phospholipid binding; calcium ion binding; diacylglycerol binding
Source: RefSeq, a predicted model, not a curated record
GUGUUGCGAGCAUCCUUGGUUCAUCCCGUCAUCACUACCGUGACGUAGGUCUCGGGAACUGUCCUUACAGUGGUGGUGCUGAACAAGAUGGCUGUGCGUCGGGGAGCGGAGAGCUGAGGUUGAAAUAUAACCCCCUAAAUUGAUCCAUACAUGAGAGGGAAAGCGCACGACAAAAGACUCUAAAGAUCAGAUUUUUUUUUACUGUCGCAAAACAGUGACGUAUAAUAGCUUCUAGUAGAAACGGAGCUGACUCCAUCCACCUAUUUAUACAGGCUAUAGAUACAGACAUCUACUCCGAAUUGAAAUAUCGGUGCCGGUGGAAGACAUCUGGGAGCGAUCAUAGCCAGAGCUAAGAGAUGUCAUUGCUGUGCGUUGGCGUGAAGAAAGCCAAACUCGAUGGACCCCAAGAGAAAUUUAACACCUACGUGACGCUGAAGGUGCAGAAUGUCAAGAGCACCACCAUCGCUGUGCGGGGCGCCCAGCCAUGCUGGGAGCAGGACUUCAUGUUUGAGAUCAACAGGCUGGACCUGGGGCUGACGGUGGAGGUGUGGAACAAAGGGUUAAUCUGGGACACCAUGGUGGGGACCUUGUGGAUCCCCCUGCAAAACAUCCGCCAGUCUAAUGAGGAUGGGCCGGGGCAGUGGCUGACCCUGGACUCCCAGGUCAUCAUGGCUGAGAAUGAGAUUACCGGCACCAAAGACCCCACCUUCCAUCGCGUGCUGCUGGACACCCGCUUUGAACUGCCAUUAGACAUUCCAGAGGAUGAGGCUCGAUACUGGGCCAAGAAACUGGAGCAACUCAAUGCCAUGAGGGACCAGGACUACACAUACCAGGAGGAGGAGGAGAGACCACUGCAAGCGCCAACAACACAGUGCUGUAACUGGAGUCUUUGGGGAGACCAGCAAAAUGAAGACCCAGACAGUGCGGUGGACGACAGAGACAGUGACUACCGCAGUGAGACCAGUAACAGCAUCCCCCCUCCCUUCUACACCACGUCUCAACCCAACGCCUCCAUGCACCAGUACCCCAUCCAGAGAGACCAGCGCUACUCCUCGCUAACCUCCUACAACGGCUCCAUCCAAGAGCUGGACUACGACAACCAGAGACCCAUGAGUCCUACAGGCAGCAGUCGCUAUGCCUCCUCUGGGGAGCUGAGUCGAGGCAGCUCCCAGCUCAGUGAGGAGUUUGGCCCUGAGAACGAGGGGAGUCUGAGAGGCUCUGUGGAGCUCUACGAUGAGAACGACUCUUACCACUCCUGCCACUCCUCUGUCAGCUACGACAAGGAAUCGGCUGGCUGGGACCCCGAUGAGCCCGAGGUGGUGUACAGUGACGAAGGGGGCUAUGUCAAAGAUGGCGGAGAGGAGGGGGCUAUUUACGAGGAGGAGGAGGUCGAGCUCUACGAGCCCGAGCAGGGAGAGGGGGAGUACAACUAUGAGGGAGAGGAGGAGAUAAUUUACGAAGAGGAAGAUCUCUACCCUCUGGACGGCACGCUCAGCGAGAACCAGGAGCCACCCUACACGGCCCCCACGCUGGCCCCCGAGGCCUCCAUCACCAGGCCCCCUCUGGAGAAACAAGCCUCUCUGAGAGAGCAGCAGCCCGAGCCCCCCACCCUGGCCCCCACCACCCAGGCCCAGACCAUGCCCCCUGUCCAGCCCCCUGUCACCACAGCCUCCACCAAGCCUCCAUUUACCCCCAUGAUCCAUCCAUCCCUCAUCCAGCCCCCGGUGCCCACAGCCCAGCCCCCUGCUCCAGAGACCCAGCCUCCAGUGUCUGAUGCCCUGGAUGAUAUCCUCCUAGACCUCCAAGAGGAAGAGCCUCUGUCUUUAGAGCAGGAGGUCCCUGUGGUGGAGAGUCCCCCAGCAGAAGUCCCAGCAGAGAAGAGUGAGACUCCUCUUGUCAGCUAUCAAAGGCCCAUCAUGGAGCCUGGGCCAGACAGGGCCAGGGCCAACUGGCAACGGCUCUGCAGCAAGGUCCGACUACAGCUGCAGCAGGCUCGAGGGGAGUCGGUUGGGAUUUGCUCCCUGUUGCUAUCAGCAGGCGUGGGUGGGGCGCUGUAUAGCAUUGACAGCAUGCCGGACCUCCGCAAGAGGAAAGCCAUGCCUCUGGUCAGAGACCUGGUCAGUUCCCUGGCUCAGAACUCCAGGAAGGCAGGGAUUACAUCAGCCAUGGCGUCCAGCACUCUCAAUAACGAGGAACUGAAGAGUCAUGUGUACAAGAAGACCCUACAGGCUCUGAUCUACCCCAUCUCCUGCACCACGCCCCAUAACUUUGAGGUGUGGACGGCCACCACGCCCACCUACUGCUACGAGUGUGAGGGGCUGCUGUGGGGCAUCGCCCGCCAGGGCAUGAGGUGCACCGAGUGUGGGGUCAAAUGUCACGAUAAGUGCCAGGACCUGCUCAACGCUGACUGCCUGCAAAGGGCAGCGGAGAAGAGUUCUAAGCAUGGGGCGGAGGACAGAACCCAGAACAUCAUCAUGGUUCUGAAGGACAGGAUGAAGAUCCGGGAGAGGAACAAGCCGGAGAUCUUUGAGCUGAUCCAGGAGGUGUUUGCCAUGGUCAAAGCCACUCACGUCACCUACAUGAAGCAGAUCAAACAGAGCGUGCUAGACGGCACCUCCAAGUGGUCGGCCAAGAUCAGCAUCACAGUGCUGUGUGCCCAGGGCCUUCAGGCCAAGGAUAAAACUGGCACGAGUGACCCUUAUGUCACGGUCCAGGUGGGCAAAACCAAGAAGAGGACCAAGACUAUCUACGGCAACCUCAACCCUGUCUGGGAGGAGAACUUCCACUUUGAGUGCCACAACUCCUCGGACCGGAUCAAGGUGCGGGUGUGGGACGAGGAUGAUGACAUCAAGUCUCGGGUGAAACAGAAGUUCAAGAGGGAGUCAGAUGACUUCCUGGGUCAGACCAUCAUUGAGGUCCGCACGCUGAGCGGAGAGAUGGACGUCUGGUACAACCUGGACAAGCGUACAGACAAGUCAGCCGUGUCUGGUGCCAUCAGGAUGCACAUCAAUGUGGAGAUCAAAGGAGAGGAAACAGUCGCUCCAUAUCAUGUCCAAUACACCUGUCUGCACGAGAACCUCUUCCACUUUGUCACAGAUGUGCAGAGCUCUGGCGUUGUGAAGAUUCCUGAUGCUAAAGGGGAUGACGCGUGGAAGGUGUACUUUGAUGAGACUCCUCAGGAGAUAGUGGAUGAGUUUGCCAUGCGCUACGGAGUGGAAUCCAUCUACCAGGCUAUGACUCACUUUGCCUGCCUGUCGUCUAAGUACAUGUGCCCGGGGGUUCCCGCGGUAAUGAGUACCCUGCUGGCCAACAUCAAUGCCUACUACGCCCACACCACCCAGGCCACAAACAAUGUGUCGGCCUCCGACCGCUUCGCCGCAUCCAACUUCGGGAAAGAACGAUUUGUGAAGCUCCUGGACCAACUCCACAACUCUCUGAGGAUUGACCUGUCCAUGUACCGGAAUAACUUCCCAGCCAGCAGUUCUGAGAGGCUGCAGGACCUCAAGUCUACUGUGGACCUGCUCACCAGCAUCACAUUCUUCAGGAUGAAGGUCCAGGAGCUACAGAGUCCCCCCAGAGCCAGUCAGGUUGUGAAGGACUGUGUCAAGGCCUGUCUCAACUCCACCUAUGAAUACAUCUUCAAUAACUGUCACGAGCUCUACAGCCGGGAGUACCAGACAGAUCCGGUAGGCUGUGUGUGCGCGUGUGUGUGUGUGUGCACGUGUGUGUGUGUGUGUGUCCAUCUCAUUAACACCUCAGGCUGGUCUCCAUCAAGCCUGUACAGGAUUUAGAUAGGAAUUUACAAGCCUUGUUUUUGCCUCAUUAAAGUGGCGCGAUUCAUUCAGACUCCUUUCAUGAAUUUCAAAAGCACAUUUUUCCUUUGAAUAAAACCUUCCAUCCUGAGGGUCCCAUAUUUUGUUGAAAUCUUUGCUAGAUAAUUCUUCAGUUUGAACCCCUGCGGUGGUAGGAAUACUUUUUUCUGACUGUCAGCUCUUUCCAAAGGACUAAACCGUGUACAUGUGGUUUGAUGGGUUCAUCAGCUCAUUAGAGUUGAGCGGUAGCAAUGAGAGAGAUAAUGGA